Molecule: messenger RNA, 6791 nt
Organism: Ailuropoda melanoleuca (giant panda)
Lineage: Eukaryota; Metazoa; Chordata; Mammalia; Carnivora; Ursidae
Gene: RFX3
Product: regulatory factor X3
Exons: 15
Coding region: 9-2183 (724 amino acids)
Biological process (GO): regulation of transcription by RNA polymerase II
Cellular component (GO): nucleus
Molecular function (GO): DNA-binding transcription factor activity, RNA polymerase II-specific; RNA polymerase II cis-regulatory region sequence-specific DNA binding
Source: RefSeq, a predicted model, not a curated record
AGACCAUCAUGCAGACAUCAGAGACCGGGUCGGACACAGGUUCGACAGUGACUCUACAGACAUCUGUAGCCAGUCAGGCAGCAGUGCCUACCCAGGUGGUGCAGCAGGUACCCGUCCAACAACAGGUACAGCAGGUGCAGACUGUGCAGCAGGUCCAGCAUGUCUACCCAGCUCAGGUGCAGUAUGUGGAAGGAAGCGAUACUGUCUAUACCAACGGAGCGAUCCGAACAACAACUUAUCCUUACACAGAAACGCAGAUGUACAGCCAAAACACUGGAGGGAAUUACUUUGAUACUCAAGGGAGUUCUGCACAGGUGACUACGGUGGUGUCGUCCCACAGCAUGGUGGGCACUGGUGGGAUUCAGAUGGGCGUCACGGGAGGACAACUCAUCAGUAGCUCUGGAGGGACCUAUCUCAUCGGCAAUUCAAUGGAGAACUCCGGUCACUCCGUGACACAUACCACUCGGGCCUCCCCAGCGACACUCCAGUGGCUGUUGGACAAUUACGAGACGGCAGAAGGAGUGAGCCUUCCCAGAAGCACGCUGUACAACCACUACCUACGACAUUGUCAGGAACACAAACUGGACCCAGUCAAUGCUGCUUCUUUUGGAAAACUAAUAAGGUCAAUUUUUAUGGGAUUACGAACCAGGAGAUUGGGAACUAGAGGAAACUCCAAGUACCAUUACUAUGGGAUUCGUGUCAAGCCAGAUUCCCCUCUGAAUCGUCUGCAAGAAGACAUGCAGUAUAUGGCUAUGAGGCAACAGCCCAUGCAACAGAAACAAAGGUACAAGCCUAUGCAGAAGGUGGAUGGGGUUGCAGAUGGUUUCACAGGAAGUGGUCAACAGACCGGCACAUCUGUUGAGCAAACUGUAAUAGCCCAAAGUCAACAUCAUCAACAGUUUUUAGAUGCAUCUCGAGCACUUCCAGAGUUUGGAGAAGUUGAAAUCUCUUCUCUGCCAGAUGGUACUACCUUUGAGGAUAUCAAGUCACUGCAGAGUCUUUAUCGAGAGCACUGUGAGGCAAUAUUGGACGUUGUUGUGAAUCUUCAGUUUAGCCUGAUAGAAAAACUGUGGCAAACAUUCUGGCGCUAUUCUCCCUCGACUCCGACCGACGGCACUACCAUCACUGAAUCAAGCAAUCUGAGUGAAAUAGAAAGUCGACUUCCGAAAGCAAAGCUGAUAACUCUGUGCAAACAUGAGUCUAUCCUGAAAUGGAUGUGUAACUGUGACCAUGGGAUGUACCAGGCUUUGGUGGAGAUUCUCAUCCCCGACGUGCUUAGACCUAUUCCUAGUGCCUUGACCCAAGCCAUUCGAAAUUUUGCAAAAAGCCUUGAAGGUUGGCUUUCCAAUGCCAUGAACAAUAUCCCACAGAGAAUGAUACAAACCAAGGUCGCCGCUGUAAGUGCCUUUGCCCAGACUCUGCGAAGAUACACGUCGCUCAAUCACCUGGCCCAGGCAGCUCGUGCAGUGCUCCAGAACACUUCCCAGAUCAACCAGAUGCUCAAUGACCUCAACCGUGUCGACUUUGCCAAUGUCCAGGAGCAGGCUUCUUGGGUGUGCCAGUGUGAUGACAACAUGGUUCAGAGACUAGAGACAGACUUCAAGAUGACCCUCCAGCAGCAGAGCACCCUGGAGCAGUGGGCCGCGUGGCUCGACAACGUGAUGAUGCAGGCUCUAAAGCCCUACGAGGGAAGGCCCAGCUUCCCUAAAGCUGCCAGGCAGUUCCUGCUAAAAUGGUCUUUCUACAGCUCAAUGGUUAUUCGGGACUUGACCUUACGCAGUGCUGCUAGCUUCGGCUCCUUCCACCUGAUCCGUCUACUCUACGAUGAGUAUAUGUUCUACUUAGUAGAACACCGUGUUGCUCAGGCGACGGGAGAGACACCCAUAGCAGUCAUGGGCGAGUUUGGUGAUUUAAAUGCUGUGUCUCCUGGAAAUCUGGAUAAAGAUGAAGGCAGCGAAGUGGAAAGCGAAAUGGAUGAAGAACUAGAUGACUCUUCGGAGCCCCAAGCCAAAAGAGAGAAGACCGAGCUGAGCCAGGCGUUUCCGGUGGGCUGCAUGCAGCCGGUGCUGGAGAGCGGCGUGCAGCCCAGCCUCCUGACCCCCAUCCACAGCGAGCACAUCGUCACGAGUACUCAGACUAUCAGACAGUGCAGCGCCACCGGAAACACCUACACCGCGGUCUAAGGGAUAUUAAAGUGUAUUUUUCCAGCUAACAUUACCCCUGUUGAUAGAUUGGGCUUAAGUUGAAAAUUGAAUAAGCCUGAAGGUCGACUGUUGUCAAAUUCUAUCUGUGCUGAACAUUACCUUUUUGGAGUUGUGAAAUGGAAUGGGUGUAUGUAUUUUGCCAGGUCUUUUUUUUUUUUUUCUUUUUAACUAAAAAAAAAAAAUCAUUUGCCUCUAAAUAAUAAGAGGUUUUUUUUUCCUCCUUAGUUUCAGGUGUCAAGAAGGAUUUUUACCACACUUAAUGCCAAUGUUUUUGUUUUCUUAUAAUUAAAAAGUAAUUUACAUUUUUUUUGUAGCUUAAAAUAUUUUAUUGUUGAUUGUUAGUCUUGGUGUAUGAUUUCAUGUGUAAGUUUUUAAUUAGAUGCACUUCUGUGAAAUAUCAAAAGAAAUGAAUUUCUUUGAUUUACACUGGAGGCAUGCCCGUCUAGCAGCAGAUGCAUCAAAGUUGCUUUUGAAAGGUGCUUUUCAUUGGACAGAACCACAGGACAGGAUUUCGAUAACACUUUGGUACAGAGAGAAUACAGAGCAUUUUUAUUACAGUGCUACAGGGUUGGGCAGGUCACCUGUUUUUCUCUGGAGAAAAAUUGAGCUGAGCAUUUAUCAGUUCAGAGUAAAUGACAGGACUGCAAGAGAUUAUGCUAGUAUGUACAUAAUUUGUGUACAUAAUUAUUAAACCAUAUUAAUGCAAGCUUCCGUUAAACAUUGAAUUUUAACCGUUAUUUGCAUACCAAUUCCUCUGUUUAAAGACUACUGAUUCUGUAUUUGGGGCCACUGCACAGAUGCAUUCUGCUGUUGAGUGGGGCUGUUAUAGUUAGAUACUGAAGCUGAAAAAAAAAAAAUGACUUGACUUUUGUUUGUUUUUUUGUUUUGUUUUGGGGUUUUUUUUUGUUGUUUGUUUUUUAAGUGUACAUGCUACUUAUACUGAGCUGGACAUACAGGAAACCAUUCCAUUUGGAUGACUUUCUUUUAUUCCAGGUCUUUUUCCUAAUAGUAGUUCAAUAUGCUGCUAUUAUAGAAGAAAAUUUAUAGAAUGCAAGGAAUGUAGCAACCUGCAUAUCGUGAUUUCCUUCAAAAAUAUUUCCUGGUUUCUAAAGUAUGUGGAUUUAAAUUUUAAACAGAACCUGAAGGCAGUGUACCUGGCACACCACACUGUCGCUUAUCCCCAGUUCCGUAGGAUUUGGAUAGGUGGCUGGAUGGACCAGUGCCAUUGAAGAAUGUACAUCAGGGAUCAUCGUACCUCGGCUAUUACAUGGUGCCUUAAAACAGAACUGAAGCUACGGUUUAGUAAGGCUUAUUUUGUUCAUGUGAAUUCCUCUUCAAUCCAUUUGACAAGGUGUGCCUGUCACGUUCAUGUUCCCGAAGUGAGGACAGGUCACAUGUUCUUCAAAAGAAAUUUAGGGCAAGCAGAGCAAAACAAAAAGACAAAAAAAAAAAAAAAAAAAAAAAAAAAAAAAAAAAAAAAAAAAAUCAAUUCCCCUCCCCAAGUGACCACGAACGGACUUUUUAUUCAUAGAGCUGAAUAUUACUUGAUUACAAUCAGAUUGCUUAAGGGUGUGGAAUAGCAAACUAGUUUUAAUUACCAACUUGUCACAUAAAAUCAUAUAUGUUUUAGGCCAUUUUUAUCUAGUUAUCAUUUAAAGAAAGUUAACAAAAUAAGCAGGUACUUAUCGAAGUGCAUCUUUUCAGUCUAAAUGUUCUUUAUUUUUUGGUUUUUUUUGUCUGUGUCUUUAUGUCUGUGUGUCCACAGCGCACACAAGUGCCUGUGGGCAGGAGUCAGCUGCAAAGUCAGGUGAGGUCCUAGACAGGAUACACCCAUCCCCAUUUGAAUUUACAUGAAAAGCCAAGGUUCUUUUAAGCGCUCAAGUUAUUAACAGCAACAACAACAACAAAAAAAAACAGGCACAUCGAUUUAUUUAAGUAGUUUUUAAAAAGCUAAUCAACAAAAAUAAAUGAGCACAUAAACACCUAAAGCCAAAAAAUAAAAGGGGGGGGGAACACAAAAUGAUUUACAAAUGAUUAAUGAGGCCUAUAUUAAACUCAAGAUGUUUAUCUUUCCAGUUUUACUAGGGUGGGGGUGGGGGGUUGGAAAGCAGAGGGCAAGCCAAUCUGUAAAGUGAAAAAUACCAAAUGGCUUAUUGGGUAACAUGCAGUGUAUAUCUGCUGUGGUUGCUCGAUUGCCUUAGGCCAUUCACAAAACUAAGAUCAACAGAGUUUCUUAAGUAAACUUUAAAUGUUCUAGAUGUAAUUUUUUAAAUGGGUUCGAAUUUUGUAUGACUCAUCUCAUUUAUUUGGAAGUCUUCACUGUCAUUCUCCCAUCACCUCAUCCAAAUACCAUUGAAAUAACUAUCCCCCUUUUUUCCUCCCCAAAAAGAAGUUGAUAAAUUUGCACCAUGACGCACACAAAAAGGCAAACAAACAAACAAAACACCUUCACUGCGAAGACCACAUAUCUAUUUCAUUGUGCAUUAGGGAAUGUUUACAGGUAAAAUUAAAAUCACAACAUGAAAAAGACACUCGUCAUUUCGACUCUCCUUUCUGAGAAAGCUUUUUCGCUUUCCCUUCCCCGUCCACCAGCCCCAGAACUGCACUCUAUCUGUAUCGGACCAAAUGUAUUUGCUGGUUUCACCUUGUUUAUUGGACGAUUUUCAAUGUAUUUAUUAUCAUUGUUUAUUGUUGGAUAUAUUUGUAUCAUUAGAGGAACCUGAUAAUAAUGGGCAAAUUUAGAGUGAUGAAAGGUAGGGAUUGGGGACCCUCCAGGAUUCAACAUUUCUUCCAAUUGUUCAUGGUUUGUUCUCCAUCAGGACAGAUUAAGAAUUAACAGAUAUGACUGCAUUUCAGCUUGACUCACUAAAAACCUCCUGAUCUCCUUCACGAACACAGGAGCAUUCAUCUGUGACUAGGGCAGAUAGUUCCAAACCAACAGACAAAAGACCAUCUCCAGUCUGUGCCAUUUCCGGUGAUCUGUAGUCUCCAGUAGGACAGGAACACCUCUACAAUCACAAAGACAUCUCAGCCAAUCUCGAAUUUGAACUGUGAGAUCGAGGAGAGAAGUCAAACCUCACGAUUUGUACAUUUGUGGAAAUGGGAACAAUCCCCUUUAUUGCCUUUAUUUGAUGUUUGGUUUUCAUUUGUUUCAUUCAUUGAAACUAUGACUUUUCUAAGUAAUACGGACGCUAAUACUCUCAGAGUAGAUUUAUUGACAAGUGACAAGUAUACAUGUUAAGGACUUCUUAAUAUUUCUUGACAUUGUAACCAAACCCAGUAGUCAUGAAAAAUAUCUAUAUAGACCACGUGCUACACUUUUCAGCGAGGAAGAUGUAAGGAAGGCAUGUUGGCUAUUUUUAAGUUUCAGAAAAGAUACUUCCGUCAAAUAGGAUUGAGUCUCGUGGGUGUGGUUUGAUCUUCACAUACAUACUUUGAGAAUCAUACCCAGAAGAUUUGCAUUCAUGAAGCCAGUGAACAAUGGGGUGAAAUGGGGGAAACACCUCCUUGGAACACAGGGCCCAAUUUUGAAAUUUUUCUUUGGCUCUCAAACGGCUGGUCACUUUUUCAGGAUUCUCAUCCAAACCAUGUUUGGACUGACUAUUUAAGUCUUACUGCCUUUUCAGAAAUCUGCUUUCCUUUUUGUGCUUUUUCUUGUACUGUAUAGCACGGUUCAUGCACCUCUCUUUAGAUGGUGUACUUUAAAAACAAAAGUAAAUUUUAGAAAAUGGUUUUAACACUGCAUACCUGAAAUUAGUAGCGUGCAACAUUGACUGCCUUUGAUUUGUAGUAGAUGAGUCAAAAUGAACACGGUCUUAUGGCAUAUGCUGUCAAAGUCAUUCAGGAAUGACUGCGGUUUCAUUACUGUCAUCAUGAACCUUUUUACGUGAACGCACUCCCUAGAAGUGCUGAACGUGAUGCAUUUUCAAAUUUAAAAAAAAUUCUUCAGAUGGUAUAUUUGAAAUGUCUAAAAUGAUGCUGUGCUAGAAACAUUAGUGUAAAAGAAAAAGAAAAUGUGUGUCACUGUGAUGUUGGUCCUCCCUGUGUGGACGCAAAUAGAAAGUAAAAAACACUCUGGCAAGUCACCUUUCUGUUCAAUUUGAGGCAGUGGUUAUGGACAACAAAUUGACCUUUGGCAGAACCUUCCCUCCCCCAAAUUCUUGGUGAGAAAACAACUACUAUCAAAACAUGGAAAUCGGAACAAAUCAGAGCUUCUGAUUUCAAUGCAUCACACCGGAACAUGGGGGAGAGGGGCAGACAUGCAGUGCUAUGAAAAUUGGGCUUGUCACUAGAUCAGAUCAACCUCCAUGUAUAUGGUUAGAACAAAUCAAUGAAUGGAAUCCUAGUAUUUCUGCAAGUUUGGUGAUUUAAAAAAAAAAAACUGGAAUAGAAGCAUUAAUUCAGUGCUUAGUUCUAGUAUUAGAAAACCCCUUUGAUGUAAUGCCUUGUAUUAACCCUUUGAGCAUUGUAAGAUAUACAAUGGGGGACAAAAGCCUUUCAGAUCAUUUAUUUAGACUUAGACCGGUAAAAUAUACUCUAUAUCCAAAUGUCUAAUUAUGCUGUUUUUUUAAAGGGGGGGGUAGGAAG